Metarhizium brunneum ARSEF 3297 is the source of this 1101-nucleotide messenger RNA. Lineage: Eukaryota; Fungi; Ascomycota; Sordariomycetes; Hypocreales; Clavicipitaceae. The record is from RefSeq and is a predicted model, not a curated record.
AUGGCAGCGAUUGUUGGUCAUGGCUUCAAGCCGUGGAUAUCGCGGCCAGACACGAACGGCGUCAUUGGGAUUGCCAAGUCAUGGACAGCAACGGAGCCGCAAGCCAACAUCGAUGCCAAACCGGGGGAGAUGCCAGCUCGACACGACGAAACGCCCAGUUUGGUCGUUGAGCCUUUGGAGAAGUUCGAUUGGCAGGCAACAGAGCCCACCAUAUACCUGCCCAUCAAGCCGGUGUACCACAUCACCAUGGCUCUUCAACAAGACACGCCCUCGAGGCUCAUCACCAUCGACAGAGACUACCUAGACAGGGUGACCCUUCGGCGUAGUCUCAUUGACGAAAAGGGCCACGCAGUCCACGGAUACCUGCCCCGAGGCAAAGAGUCCGUGGCCGAGCUGUACACGUACCUCUUGCGAGACUACUUGCCCGCCCGGUACCCCACAAUGUUCAGAAUAGGCCCGGACGGGACCGUUUUCGAAAACACGGUAACGGGUAGAACAUUCCCCAUCCAACCGCCGGAAGAUGCAGACGCUGCCCUUCGAACACUGGGAGAGACAGUCGAGGAGGAUCUGUUCCUCUUGCAUGAAACAUCCGGCGGUCAUCUCUGCGUGGCCUUCAUGUGCUGUUUCCCGUCCGGGUUUGAUCCGUCCGAGAAGUUCGGCAACUUACUCAAGGACAUACACGCUCCCGUCCCGUCUUACUCCAAGAUUGGCACGAGUAUGGAGCGAUUUUUCAGCAAGCUUCAGGUGGGGAAAAGCGUGAAGCGGUUAAAUUGGUCCGUUCAAACCAAUAACGAGCUGUAUACGCUGGGAAACCACAUCAAAGACGACGCGGCGGAGGUUGUUUCGGAAGACAGCAUAGAUGUGAACCAGACAUAUCUCCGCGUGGAGCUCCAAACCUUGACGCGGCUGCCCAGGACGCAAGCCGUCUUGUUCUCGUUCAAGACGUACCUGUACGGUAUUCGACAAAUCAGAGAGCAGGGGUCAGGCCCAGAGCUGGCCGAUGCUAUUGAGGGCUUGAAGUCGGGGAAUGCACCGGGCAUGUGGAGGUACAAAUCGGCAGUUCGAUGGGGGAAGCCGGUUUGCGACUAUUUGCGGUCAUGA